Molecule: messenger RNA, 741 nt
Organism: Anoplopoma fimbria (sablefish)
Lineage: Eukaryota; Metazoa; Chordata; Actinopteri; Perciformes; Anoplopomatidae
Product: LHFPL tetraspan subfamily member 3 protein-like
Exons: 2
Coding region: 1-741 (246 amino acids)
Biological process (GO): sensory perception of sound
Cellular component (GO): plasma membrane
Source: RefSeq, a predicted model, not a curated record
AUGAUACCUGGAUCCGCCGCAUCAAUGCUACCGUCUGCAGAAGCUGCGAAAUUGUACCAGACCAAUUACGUCCGCAACUCCCGCGUCAUCGGACUUUUGUGGGCCAUCUUCACCAUCCUGUUCGGCAUCGUCAACGUGACCAUCUUCUCCCAGCCCUACUGGAUCGGGGAUGGCGUGGACACGCCGCAGGCCGGCUACUUCGGCCUCUUUCACUUCUGCGUCGGGGACGGCAUCGCCAGAGAGCUGGCCUGCCAGGGAACCUUCACUGAGUUCGCCGCCAUCCCAUCCACCGCGUUCAAGGCCGCCUCCUUCUUCAUCGGAAUGUCCAUGAUGCUGGUUGUCUCCUGCAUCGGCUGCUUCAGUCUCUUCUUCCUCCUCAGCACCUCCACCGUGUACAAGAUCUGCGGCUGGAUGCAAGCACUAUCAGGUGUGUGUCUGGUGCUGGGUUGUAUGAUCUAUCCUGAUGGCUGGGACAGUGACGAGGUCCGCAAGAUGUGCGGAGAGCAGACAGACAAGUACAGCCUGGGGGCCUGCUCAGUGCGUUGGGCCUACAUCUUGGCUAUCAUGGGCAUCCUGGACGCUCUCAUCCUCUCCUUCCUGGCCUUUGUCCUGGGGAACCGGCAGGACGGACUCAUGACAGAAGAGCUGCUGGCUGAGAGCAAGGGUGAGAAUGUCCCAUCUAAUCUGAUAAAAUGUGAUAUUUUAUUGAUCUCUUUUGGGAAAUUCACUCUUCGCCUGUGA